Messenger RNA from Linum trigynum, 4962 nucleotides. The record is from the annotation of a GenBank genome assembly. Lineage: Eukaryota; Viridiplantae; Streptophyta; Magnoliopsida; Malpighiales; Linaceae.
CUGGUCGGUUCAUUCCGGAAACAUGUUUGAUUGUCGGUGCGAGAGGGAGAAGAAGAAGGAGAAGGAGGGUUUAUCGCCUCCGACGUGGAAGUCGAAGAAGAAGAAGGAAAAUGAUGGUUUAUUUCCUCCACGGAAUCUGAGCUUCCCGCCGGCGUACCUGAACGAGCCGCCGAUUCCUCGAGGGCGGCGAUUCUCCUUCUGAAACUAAAUCGUUGAGAACCCGCUGCUAGCGACGGCGAAUAGCUUGUCUGUGUCUGAUUUCUUCUCUUUCAGGACUUCGUUAAUGAGUCUCUUGCUCCCCAGAUGAUGAUCUCCCAGAGUUUCUGCGGUACUACUAUCGGCCGACGGCGGAGGAAUGCCAGAGGAGUCCGUCACCGCAAGUUGCUCCCGGGUCGUCGUGAUUGUGGGGGAUGGAGAUGGGUGGUCGCCAUGUGGUAUCAGGUGAAAUUUUUUAAUUUUUUUAAUAGUUAAAAAUGAGUUGGAAAAUUGAAAAUUAUUUUUUAUUUAAUUUUCAUGUCACACAUUUAUGAUUUAACUGUCAACUUUUACAGUUGACUGCCCCGUAAGCAAAAAUUAAUAGAAUUAGACAGAGAGUAGGGCUGGUAAUCGGUCGGUAUCUGGUAUACCGGAUACCGAUUAUCUGGUAUUCGGUAUACCGGAACUAGACAGUGUACCCACCGAAUACCGAUACCGAAUGUAACCGGUAUACCGAAUACCGAAUAGUCGGUAUCCGGUAUUAAUACCGGUAUACCGAAUACCGGUUAGAUGCUACUAUGCUGCUGCCUGCUGGUGAAGAGAAGAGAAGAGGGAGGAAGACAGGGGCUCUGCCGUCUUCUCAAUUACUUCAGUAGCUCGCCCUUGUCGUUUCCAAUUCUCGAGAAUGGCGGUCAUAGUGUUCAACGACCCUUCCUCCGGCGGACUGCUCCCCACUCCAACGUCGACAUCGAUGGUGUUCAAACCUUCCUGCGGCGGACUGCUCCCCACUCCACCGCCAUCGAAGCGCCUCCCACUACCGCUACAUCCCCAACUUCCUUGUAGUUACACCACUCCCAUCUGCAGCUGCGGCGGCGGCCAUAACCGGAAAUCAUGCAGUCAGAAAAGCUUCAGCUAGGGGAGCUCUCUCACAUCGUUGACUUCAAUAAGCGGCGGCCGGCGGCUGCUGCCUGUUGAAGAGAAGAGGAAGACGAGGUGUGGAUCUCGGCUGCUGGGUCUCGCCUUUCGGGAUGGAGAGAAGGGAAGAGGAGGCUGCUGGAGGCGGGGCGGCGGGGAGCGCUGCUGGGCCGGCGGGGCGGACUGCUGGCGGCUGCUUAGAGGAAGACGAGAGGGAGGGAGGCUGCUGGGUCUCCAAUUUUUUAGGGUUGCACCGCAUUUUACUUUUUUUUUAUAAUAGGUAUUAUCGGUAUACCGGUAUACCGUCGGUAAAUACCGACUCUUAUCCGGUAUUACCGAAUGUAAAAUCACACGCCCGAAUACCGAUACCAAAUACCGUCGGUAUCCGGUAUACCGGAUACCGGUUUACCGAUUACCACCCCUAACAGAGAGUGACCAAACUUGAAGUAUUUCACUAAUUGUAGUGACAACGAAUGGAAUUAAAUAUUCUUAGUGACCAAACAUAAACAUUUUUAGUAAUCUCAGUGACCAACCUUGCAAUUUACCCAAAUAUUUUAUUUAAUGAGAAAUCAUCGUGUUUUUUUACUGUUUUUUACUACUGUUUCAUAUUGGUGAUCUCCGAUCUAUUUUUGUUCAAUAACGGUUGAAAGAAAUUAUACUGGCCGAUAUACCAUUGGUAUGACAAGUGUGUUGUGCGUACAUGUAAAUUUGAGCAACUAAAAUUGAUGUAGAUGAAUAAUGCAAGUAGGGAUGGGCAUGCAGGGUGGUGACCCGUGGAUGUAACCUGAUACACCGGUAAAAUAACCCAAUCCGCGUAAUGUUGGUGGGUUGAUGGGCGGGUGAUAGAUAGGCUAAGUGGCAACCCGCAUGGGACGGAUGGUUGACGGGCAGGUGCACGGGCACCCGUAAACUCGAUCCCCCAUCGUAUAGCAGUUACCCAAGUAGGUCACCUACCUCUCUUCAUCUUCAUCGGAUCCCGUCGCUCAAGUUAUUUGCCUGAAGAUUUUUUGGAAAAAAUCUCAAAGUACACAUGUUCUUAAAAAAAAUUCCCAAAAUACAUAAGUUAUAAAAAAAUUUCCAAAACUACACAUGUUUGGUAUUCACUGUUUUUGACAAACCCAGUGAAGGCUAUCACUAGGGAUGGCAACAAAACCCGAACCCACGGGUACCCACCCGACCCAACCCGUGUUGACGGGUUUUGGGCCGGAUUUGGGUUUAAACCCGCUACACUAUUCACUGGGUCGGGUUGGGUUUAGGUAAACCCGCCCCAUGGGUACCCGCCCACACACAUAUAAUUACUUUCCCGGUAUAUUUAAUAUUCUAAAUAAUAUAUCUUCCUUAAACAACUAAUAUUCUAUAUAUUUGUGGAGAGUGGAGACAUAUAUAAUUUGUUCUUUCUAAUUAUUUAGAAUGAAGUUGAUAUUAUGAAGUGGAGAGUGAAGAAACUUAGUUGACGAGGAAGAAGUUUUCAAUUAAUCUUAUUGUUUAUAUAUGUUUAUCUUUAAUUUUGAACAAUUUGUAUUGAUCAUUUGCGAUUUGUUUGUAUGCUCUAGAUUAGUGUUUUUUGUAUGAUUAAUUUGUAUGAGAAAAUUGAUGUUAAACUUUUAUUUUGAAAGAAACUUGUUAUUGUAAAUUUUUACCACAAAAAUCCACGGGUACCCAUGAACCCGCGGAUACCUAGCGAGUUGGAUUGGGUUUGAGUUUUUCAAACCCAACGGAUUUUACCCCGGGUUUUUUUGGCGGAUAAACUCAUGGGUUUGGGUUUGGGUUUUACAAAACCCGCCCCAACCCGACCCAUUGCCAUUCCGAGCUAUCAUCGCGUUUUAAAAGAACGGUGAAUAAUUCACCGUUUAAGCCUAAAACGAUGAAGUAUUCACCGUUUUACUUUAAAACGGUGAACCAAUCACCGCCUUAAACUAAAACGGUGAAUAUAUCACCGUUUUAGGGCAAAACAGUGAAUACCUUCACCGUUCUAGGUUAAAAUGGUGAGUAUUAGGCACGUUUUCAACCCCUGUUAGGUGAAAAUUAGGUAUGAGCUACCUAAUGUUCACCGUCUGAGACAAACGCGGUGAUGGUUUGACCAAAACGGUGAAUAUUAGGCAGAUUUUAGUAUAAAUACCAGCCCACCAGCACUUACAGAAACACAACCACUCCCCCCUCUUCAAAUUUCAGCAACCAAAACCGAGCAUAAUACACAGGCGGGGAAUUUUCGGUAUGAUUUAUUUUCCGUAUUAUAGGUUAAUGAUGGGUUUUUAGUAGUUAUAGUAUGAUUUAAUUUUCGUAUUAUAGCGUAAUUAUGUUUUUAGUAGUUAUAUUGUUAUGUUAUUAUGAAUUACUUAUCGUAGCAAUUGUAGUACUUAAUUUUUGAAUUUAUGUUGUUGUUAGUUAGUUGAAUUUAUGUUACGUUAGUUAUGAGAUGGAGUAAUAUUAGUCGUACAAUAAUGUUUUUAGUAGUUAUAUUGUUAUGUUAUAAUGAAUUACUUAUCGUAGCAAUUGUAGUACUUAAUUUUUGAAUUUAUGUUGUUGUUAAUUUUUGAAUUUUUGAAUUGGCAGUCUCUUUUUAUAAAGGAUUGCUUGGUCAUUCUGAUCCUGCUGUGCAGAGGUAUCCUGACUCUUUAUUUCUGGAGCUAGUGAAAAUGAAGCUCACUGAUGAGGAUCAUGAGGUUUUAAAAACCCAGAUUACUAGAGAGGAAAUCAAGAAGGUCUUCAAAUCUAUGGGAAAGGAUAAAGCCCCUGGCCUAUAUGGCUACAAAACUGAAUUUUUCACUGCUGAUUGGGAUAUUCUGGGUACAUAUGUGGAAAAUACAGUUCUAGAAUUCUUAUCAACGUGGAGUAUGCCACGACAGGAUGAGAAGGAUUUUAUUUCAAGAACAACAGUGUUUCCUCUUGACACUCUUCCUGUCAAGUGUCUAGGGGUUCCCUUAUUAACAGGGAAGCUGAGCUCUCAUGACUGUCAGGUGUUAGUAGACAAGAUAACAGCAAGGGUAUUACGGCUGAUUGAGAAAAUCUGUAAUGAUUUUCUCUGAAACGUGGGAGAAGGGGGUUCAAGGAAGAGGGCUCCAAUAGCAUGGGAUUAUGUGGCCUUGCCAACAAAGGAAGGUGGGCUAGGGGUUCGUGAUUUUAAAACCUAGAACCAGGCUUGUGUCAUUCAACAUCUCUGUAAUCUAUUAGCAAAGGUAGGCUCUAUAUGGUUUGCCUGGAUUUAUAAAUACAGGGUCAAGCAGCGAAAUAUCUGGGAUAUUCAGCUUAUUGCUAGUUGUUCUUGGUUGUGGAGGAAAAUCCUCAAAUGCAGGCCUAGGGCACAAGAUUUCAUGACUGGCAGUGGUGAUACCUUGCAAUGGAAUGAAGCCUCUCUUAAGAGGUAUUCAAUCAAGGCAAUAUGGGAUUCAAUACGCUCUCCUCAUCAGUUAGUUCCUUGGAGCAAAGUGAUUUGGGGCAAACCGUAUUAUCCCAAGCAUUCACUGUUAAUCUGGCUUGUGGUAAUGGGUCGUAUACAUACCAAAGACAAAUUACUUGCUUGGCGAUUGAACACUGAUGAUUUGUGUGUUUUAUGCCCAAGAGGAUCAGAAUCAUGUACUCAUAUUUUCUGCUUGUGUUCUUACUUGAUGUGGAUUUUGAAGCACAUAUGCAGCAGAUAAGCUGUGUGGUUCCCCCUUUCAAUAGUUGGGAGGAACACCUUCAAUGGAGUGUGGAUUGUUGGAGUGGCUCAAAUGAUUUGGCGAUUGCUGGACGAUUUCUAUGGCUUUUGACUCUGAGCCAUUUAUGGCGCGAGAGGUGCAUAAGAGUUGGUGGAGAUAGUGAUUGGUGCUCUCCUUCUACUUUGUUCCUAAAGAUUAAAAGUGAUGCUCGUUA